CGCACAUAACAAUAUUCUCUCAACUCACCAAUCAGUUUUUGGACUUCCGCUGUCUCAUACUCCAACCUUUUCUUCUCUCUCUCCAUCAACUCUCAACCUCUUUAUAAACCUCUUCCCAUACCAUUCAUUCUCCCUCACCACACUACUCCCAUCCUUCCUUCCUUUUAUUACUAUUUCUUUUCACUCAAUAAUAAUAUACACAAACUCAAAUAUUAUAUUCUGUUCUUUUUCUCUCAAACAACCAUGGAGAUGGAUAUGGACAUGGAUGCUAUCCACCACCUCGACUUCUCCGGACACAGCAGUACCCUCACUAACACCCCUACUUCCGACGAUGGUUAUGGUUGCAACUGGAACCACUGGUCCCCCAUCGUCAACUGGGACACCUUUACUGGUGCCCCGGAUGACUUUCACCACCUCAUGGAUACCAUCAUCGACGACAGAACCACCGUCCUUGACCAGCUCAGUCCAACCACAACUACGACCACAACCACAACCACCGAGGAGGAAGAAGAAACAGAAACAACUACCACCACCACAACAACAGAAACAGUUGGCGUUGGCGAUGGCGAUGAUUUGAAGGGGCUAAAACUAGUGCACCUAUUAAUGGCUGGAGCGGAAGCCUUAACAGGCUCCACCAAGAGCCGCGACUUAGCUCGAGUGAUAUUGGUUCGGCUCAAGGAGUUGGUUUCACAACACGCCAACGGCUCCAACAUGGAAAGACUCGCCGCUUAUUUCACCGAAGCUCUUCAGGGCCUACUAGAAGGCGCUGGGGGUGCGCACAGCAACAACAACAAACAUUACCUCACCGCUAACGGGCCCCACGACAACCAAAACGACACACUCGCUGCUUUCCAACUACUUCAAGACAUGUCUCCUUAUGUCAAGUUCGGCCACUUCACCGCCAAUCAGGCCAUACUCGAAUCCGUGGCCCACGAACGCCGAGUCCAUGUCAUUGACUACGACAUCAUGGAAGGGGUCCAAUGGGCUUCACUAAUCCAAGCCCUAGCUUCCAGCAACAACAGCCCGCAUCUCCGGAUCACGGCAUUAUCGCGAACCGGAACCGGACGGAGAUCAAUCGCCACCGUACAAGAAACCGGCCGCCGUUUAACCUCUUUUGCCGCUUCCCUCGGCCAGCCGUUUUCUUUUCACCACUGCAGGUUAGACUCCGACGAAACUUUCCGUCCUUCUUCUUUGAAGCUUGUUCGAGGAGAGGCUUUGGUUUUCAACUGCAUGCUGAAUCUGCCUCAUCUUAGUUACCGUGCACCUGAUUCGGUUGCUUCGUUUUUAAACGGAGCAAAAGCUUUAAACCCGAAGCUUGUGACGUUGGUGGAAGAGGAAAAUGGAUCUGUUGUUGGUGGAUUCGUGGAGCGGUUCAUGGACUCGCUUCACCAUUACUCAGCGGUGUUUGAUUCGUUAGAGGCUGGGUUUCCUAUGCAGAAUCGGGCCAGGGCUUUGGUGGAGCGAGUAUUUUUCGGGCCCCGAAUAGCGGGCUCGUUGGGCCGGAUAUAUAGAACAGGUGGAGACGGAGAGGAGGAGAGAAGGUCGUGGGGGGAGUGGUUAGGUGCGGCGGGGUUUAGAGGAGUUCCGGUAAGCUUUGCAAAUCACUGCCAAGCGAAGCUGUUAUUGGGUCUUUUCAAUGACGGGUAUAGGGUCGAAGAGGUGGGUUUGGGUAGUAAUAAGUUGGUGUUGGAUUGGAAAUCAAGGCGUUUGCUUUCUGCUUCCGUUUGGACUUGUUCUUCGGAUUCUGAUUUAUAGGUUGCUGGUGAUUAGUGCUAAUCUAUUAGCUAAAGAGUUGAUUAUUCAUGGAUGUGUCUUUCUAAUUUCUUUGAUUUACUACUGACCCUCAAAAAACGGAAACAAUAUAGGAUUAGAAUGUGUCAUGUUAGUUUCCAUUUAUGGUAGUUUUUGAUCGUUGAAGGAUCUAAAAUUUUGUUGACAAUUCUGUGACCUAUGUUCCAUUGUGCGAGCGCCUUGGUUUGUAAAAAUUACUAUAUAUGAAUUUUAAUUUCUUA
Messenger RNA from Lathyrus oleraceus (garden pea), 2012 nucleotides. RefSeq names its product protein NODULATION SIGNALING PATHWAY 2. NCBI's taxonomy places the organism in Eukaryota, Viridiplantae, Streptophyta, Magnoliopsida, Fabales, Fabaceae. The transcript has a single exon. The coding region runs from base 244 to 1755 and encodes 503 amino acids. The record is from RefSeq and is a predicted model, not a curated record.